AUGACAGAAAACCUCUCGAUUAACCGGUCUGUGAGAACUAUCCCAUAUGACGGCAGAUGGGUCGGACACGAAACACUACAACACUGCAUCACAGGUCGAAUUCUGUACGACAUACCCUGUAGAGUUUGCCAGGAUCACUCUUCUGGAAAACACUAUGGAAUAUUUGCCUGUGAUGGAUGUGCUGGUUUCUUUAAGAGAUCCAUCAGGCGAAAUAGACAGUACGUGUGCAAGGCUAAGGGAGAGGGGGCGUGCUUGGUCGACAAGACUCACAGGAAUCAGUGCAGAGCCUGUAGGCUGAGGAAGUGUCUAGAAGCUGGCAUGAACAAGGAUGCUGUCCAACACGAAAGAGGUCCGAGAAACUCGACCCUCCGAAGACAAAUGUGCCUUCUGAUGAAGAAUGACGCAGUGAACCCUGCCAUAGAGGCCGGCUUAUCCCUUAUACGUCCUGGAGGCAGCAGUAUAUCCUUCCUUUGUCCACCGGCCAACGGCCUAGCUCUGAGCAAGGUUCUGACAGACCCGCACGAGAUCAGAGAGUGGGCAGCCAAAUUGCUUUACAUGAACGUCCGGUGGGCAAAGAGUGUACCGGCCUUCACGAGCCUGUCAAUGAAGGAUCAGCUUACGCUGCUCGAGGAGAGCUGGGGUGAGCUGUUCAUGCUCGGCUGUGCCCUAGUCCUCCCCCCGCUGGACCUCACGGGACUCACCGACGGCAGCCUUAUCCAAGAGGCCACCAUCUUCCAGGAGACCCUGGCAGUCUUGAGGACUCUACAAAUCGACACCAAUGAGUUCUACUUCCUGAGGGCUAUACUCCUGUUUAAGACUGCUUUGGUCGGAGAAGGAAAGAACUUGACAGACAUCGCAUCCAUCGCUGCCAUCCAAGACUACAGCCAGAUCACGCUCAACAAGUACAUGACCGCGGCGUACCCCGAGAGACCCUAUCGAUUCAGCAAGGUUCUUCUGUACCUCCCAACUCUCAGGGCGGUAUCGCCUGCUGUCAUAGAAGAACUCUUCUUCAGGAAGACCAUAGGAGCGACGCCGAUCGGGAGUAUCUUAUGCGGCGUAUACCAAACCAAUUCCUGGGGUGAAGCCAUUCCCGAAUGA
This is a messenger RNA of Nezara viridula (southern green stink bug), 1098 nucleotides long. The record is from the annotation of a GenBank genome assembly. Lineage: Eukaryota; Metazoa; Arthropoda; Insecta; Hemiptera; Pentatomidae.